This is a messenger RNA of Cladocopium goreaui, 3692 nucleotides long. NCBI's taxonomy places the organism in Eukaryota, Dinophyceae, Suessiales, Symbiodiniaceae. The record is from the annotation of a GenBank genome assembly.
CCCUAGACGACCCCUUAAUGAAGCUCCCUUGGCUCCGUCGGCGCCAUGGCGGACCAAAAGGUGCUGGAAACCUUCAAGCGCUUUGACAGCGAUGGCUCUGGCUCCAUCUCCCGCGAGGAGCUUGGUGAGGUGUUGAAGUCCCUUGAAGGGUCGGUAUGGGACGAUGCCUCCAUUGAUGGUUUGCUGGCAGCUGCUGAUGAGAGCGGCGAUGGUGAGUUGCAGGUGGAGGAGUUUGUCAAGUGGGUUUUCGCUGAAGACCAAGCCAUCUCUGGUGGUGUCACGGGCAAAUUCAUCUUGAAAGUUUCGGGUUGUUCCAGACCAGAGCUCAAUGGCGUCUAUGUGAAACAGCCCGAAUGCUACUAUCGGAGGCCAAUCUUCCAUUGCAUUGAGAAUGAGAAGUAUUUGUUCUACCACGGAAGCAGGCAGCAGUGGCAGAUCUAUUCGAGAACGGGAAAAUAUGCAUCGGCCCGUUUAAAGACUCAUCGAGCAGCUCACAUGCCUGGAGACAACGUGAAAUGGGCCGUGUGGAAAACCACUGCCAGCAAGAAGAAGAGCUUUGUCCAAGAAUCGCGGAUGAAAUGCACCGCGGAGCCGCACAUGUCCGCGGAAGAAGAAUUUGCCAAGGCCGCCGAUGCGAUCAAAUUUGAUGAGAUUUUCUUCAAAAAAACCGAGGAGUCUUUGGGCAACCGACCUGUGUACAAGCAGUGGAAAGGGGAUGACUGGGCUGAACGCUUUCUGUUCUACGAAGGACCAAAGAGCAUGUGGAAGGUUGGCAACUCAGCGGCCUUUGGCAGGCCCUCCUUGUACACGUCGCAGACAACAGAUGUCUAUUCCCCAGAUUUGGCCCUCUGGAUGGAUGAGGCUCGGGGUGGAAAGAUUGCAGUGUUGGCGGUGGACACUGAUGGAGUUCCGAACGGUAUGCAUGGGGGUUUGAAGAUCAACAGAGCCAUCAAAGAUGGAUGGAAAGAUCCUGCCUUCCCCCACAACAAUGACUCGAUUGGAGAAAAGGCCGCAAAAAACUGCAAGUACAGUCGAUGGUUGAGGGCCCGGGCACUCCAUUCACAUCCUGCUCUCUUUGCAGACGUGGAACCUGCUGAUGCUUGCCAGGGGACUGUUGGCAACUGUUGGCUGAUAGCAGCAAUGUCUGCGUUGGCCGAGUUCCCCUCCUACAUCAAGAACAACCUUUUUGUGACCAAAAAGGUUUCUAAAGAUGGCAAAUAUAAGGUCAAGCUUUUUGAUGGCCGCAGCAAUCGCUGGGAGAUCAUUGAAAUUGAUGACUACUUGCCAUGCACGCCUUGGGGCGGAGACAAGCCAGACCUGCUAUUUGGUCACAUGCCUGAUGGGAAGAUGUGCCUGGCGCUGCUUGAGAAAGCUUUUGCCAAGAUGUAUGGUAGUUGGUCUGAUUUGGCCGGUGGCUUUCAAGCCGUUGCCUGGUUUCAUAUGACCAGCUGCACGGAAUACGUGUGCUACGGUGCAUCCUACCGCGGCUCAGCGCCCAAGUGGGUCGCCAGCAGCGACAUCUCCGUGGUGGCUGGGCAUACGAAGAGCCAGGCUCUAAAGCGUCUAGGGAAGUUGGGAGAAGGUGCCAACUUCGAGGAGAAACAGAGGAUUGGGCCGUGGAUCGAAUUCAAGAAACUUGAUGGAGACGGGCCUGAAUCUGGAUGGCUGAAAUACUACGCGAAUGGCAAGCGCUUGGCAAAGCGGACCGCUGCCAAUGAACUGCGCGUCAUCGUUGUAGAGGCUGCGGUGGUGCCACAGCAUGCAAUGGGAGCCAUCUCGGGGGACAAAGCGUCGAUCGGGAAGGCUUUCGACUACAGUUUCAAGAAGUAUGUGGAUGCAGAAGAGAUGUGGGAAAUUUUGCUCAAAUGCGACGAAGGAAACUACCUUAUGGCGUCUUCGGCCUCCAAAUCGAGAAUUGAAAGAGAUUCUGGCAUGGUCCAUGGCCAUGCCUACAGCGUCUUGCACGCAGUCGAGAUUGAGGGUCUCAGGUUGGUUUGCUGCAGGAACCCGUGGGGCAACGAUUCUGAAUGGAAUGGACCUUGGAGCGACCGCAGUCCUGAAUGGAAGGCCCACCCAAGCAUUGCAGAGGCAUUGAACGUGGAUUUCCAGACAGAAGGCUCCUUCUGGAUGGAUUUUGAGGAUUGGCUCUAUGUCAUGGGACAGCUGCAGGUCAUGAAUUGUAAGAUGCCAUCCAGACGUGGUGACUUUCACAAUCAGAUCGUAGAAGAGGACGAAGAUGAGCAGGAGGAUGUGCCGGAUGUGCAGGAAGAUGCUGAGGAUGAGGAUGAAGACGAGGGAUCUGGAACAAUCAAAGGUUGCUCAGGGUUGGGCAUAGAUUGGCGCUCUCCGCGAACUAUGGCCGAGGGAAUCCUUCUGUAUCCAGACAAAGAUUACACAUUCCAGAAUGUGCCACCGGUGCUUUUUGGUGGAACCUACAUUGGCAGCCAUUGUUGGCCAAAAGCCGGCACAUGGACCAUUGAGUACCAAGCUCCGGCCAAGCUGUACGUGUGGGCUGCUCAGGGACAGUUCAAUGCAGGAAUCGAUGAUGCACUUGGUGCCGAUGGUUGGACAGCAGAACCUGCAGAAAACUUAUGUGGUGGCGCCAUCUCCCUAAACUUGUGGAGCAAGCAAUUCGACACGGGAUCCUCUUACAGCAUUGAGGUUGUAGGAGACACAAUGGUCGGUGGCGUGAUCGGAACUACUCCUUGCGUGCAGCUCACGCCUCCAACGCGGAGUGAAGCGGUUGGAGGUUGCGCAGGAUUGGGUGUUGAUUGGCAUCCGGGACGAACUAUGGCCGAAGGCAUCCUUCUCUAUCCGGACAAAGAUUACACAUUCGAGAAUGUGCCGCAGGUGCUCUUGGGUGGAACCUACAUUGGCAGUCAUUGUUGGCCAAAAGCCGGCACAUGGACCAUUGAGUACCAAGCUCCGGUGAAGCUGUAUGUGUGGGCCACGCAGGGCAAGUAUAGUGGGGGAGUUGAAGACGUUCUUCCUGCUGACGGCUGGGCAGUAGAAGCUGCAGAUGGCUUUUGUGGUGGUGCGAUGGCUUUGAAGUUGUGGAGCAGGCACUUCACAACGGGAUCCUCUUACAGCAUCAAAGUUUCCUCAGACACCAUGGUCGCCGGUGUGGUUGGCAAACAGCUGGAGUGCAGCGGCAAAGUCACCGGCUGUUCCGGUCUGGGUGUAGGCUGGAAUCCUCCAAGAGGAAUGGCCGAGGGCAUCCUGAUCUACACCGACAAAGACUACACUUUUCAAAAUGUGCCUGCAUGUCUAACAAGUGGCACCUACAUUGGCAGCCACUGUUGGCCAAAAGCCGGGACAUGGACCAUCGAGUAUGAAGCUCCCACCAUGCUGUAUGUGUGGGUCCAGCAGGGUACAUACAAUGCUGGAGUGGAUGAGGUUCUCAAGGCAGAUGGUUGGCUUCAAGAAGACGCCAAGGAUUUUCUGAACGUGGCACUGGGAUUGGAUGGCUUUGGUAGUGGACUUCCGCUGACCUUGUGGAGCCGACAUUUUGCGAGCGGCUCCUCCUACAGCAUCGAAACCAAGGAUCUCAUGAUUGGUGGUGUGAUUUCCGAAUGUUCGGAUGUUUGAGACUCUGUUUCAUCUAGGUUUCAUCUAGUUUUGAACUUUCAACGUUUCAUCAAGUGCUAAAGGUAUUGGUGACCUGCGUUUUCGACCAAAGGUGGAGAAACAAA